CCCCGACGCGUCGCUAUGGUUGCGAGCCCACGCGCGCCUCAGCCAUUCUCGCGAGAGCAGAGUGCGCGGCGCAUCUUACACCUCACUUCCGGGAGCUCCACAUCCGGCGCGGCCUGUGUCCCGCCUCCUCGGGUGCGGCGGGGCCGCGGUCCGGAUGUGGCGGGGCCGGAGCGGCGGCCCGCGGGGAGCGGCGGACGUGCCCCCAUGAGGACAUCCCCAAGCUGGGCGCCGCCCGUGAUGGCCGCUCCCCGGAGGGCCGCUCCCUGGAGGAGCGCGCUCCUGAUGCUGCUGGCCGCCCAAGCCCUGGCCUCCGUGGGCUGCUCGGAGGAGGAGGCGAUCCCCGAAGAGUGGGUGCUGCUGCAUGUCGUCCAGGGCCAGGUGGGCGCCGGGAAUUACAGCUACUUGAGGCUGAACCACGAGGGGAAGGUCAUUCUCAGGAUGCGGAGCUUCAGAGGGGACGCAGACCUGUACGUCUCCGACAGCACCCUCCACCCGAGUUUCGACGACUACGAGCUGCAGUCGGUCACCUGCGGCCAGGACACUGUUUGGAUACCGGCCCAUUUCCAGCGGCCCGUGGGAAUAGGCAUCUACGGACACCCGUCGCACCACGAGAGCGAGUUUGAGAUGAAAGUGUAUUACGACAGGACCGUGGAGCAGUACCCGUUCGGUGAGGCCGCCUACUCGGACGGGGCCGAGCCGGGCCAGAAGCCCCCCUAUGCUCCCGAAGACACGCCCCAGGAGGAGGAGUCCGUCCUCUGGACGAUAGUAAUCAGCAUCCUGAAGCUGGUACUGGAGAUCCUUUUCUGACUCACUCGUAACCGUGCGGUUGGCUGCACUUUGUUGUGAACCUGCUACUUUCAUCCGGUCGAAAGCCUGGUUACCUUUUCCAGUGAAGGGAUGGAAAAACUAAAGCCAUACAGAGUUCUGUUACCUCAGUUACCCGAAAACAAGGAAAGCAGCGAGCACAAUCAUUUGUUUAAAACACAGAAUUCCUAUAAAAGGAAUAUACUCAAUAAACUCCAUUUUGAUUAGUUUGUCGAGUGAUUAAACAGAGAGAACUCCAGUAACUUAGGGUUUAUAUAAAGUAGUGCGAAAUUCCAUGCAGCUACACAGAUUUAGACUGGAAAGCUGAUUAACUAGAAUUUUACUCCACAGGUUCUAAAUGAAGUUUACUGUGUAGGUUUCUGAGCAUUACUAAAAUCAAAGUCAGAAAGAUAAUGCUUUAUUUACACUUCCCUGAAUGAAGACGAAUGCUCCAAGCCUGUGGCCCGAGUAGCACUAAAACAGUAUGUCCAACAUGAUUUCUUGGCAGGCAGGCUGCACCAGUUAACUUCAGUACCCAGCCACAUCAACUUAGUGUAGGCCAUUUGUCAUUUUAUCAUCUUGGGCUAUUAAAGUUCUUCAGUUAUGAAAUGACUCUACCUAUGGUAGGCCAGAAACAAUACAAGAUUAGGAAAACUUCAUGAAAAUAAAUGUUUCUCAAGCUAAUGGAGAAAUAGUUAAGUAGUCUAAAUUAAAUUGCUCUAUUUUGCAACUUAGUUUCUCGAGAGAGCCAAAGUACUGAGAUAAAUCUUUUGGAAGAUGAAUUAUUUUUCUACCUGGAAUUACUUUCAAGAGUAAGAGCAACUUAUAAUAAAGUAAAUCAGCUUGCAGAUUUCAAGCUCACAGUUAAUUUCAAAAACUUUUAUUGGCAUAAAAAUGAAAAUGUAAAUAAAUUGGCACCAAAUAUUCCACUUAAAUGGAUAUACAGUGUGACAAAAAAACUAUUUUAUCCCUCUUUGCUGUUUUUACCCCUUCUGCCCACUUUCCUGGGUGUUGGGGGGGCUCGCUGACAACAGUCACAAAUCCAGCGACCUAGGAAAAAAAUUAGUUAAUAUAUGAUCAAAUUUUAUUUUUACAGGAUAAAGAUCUCCUUCCGUAACUCUCACUAAUCAUAUUCUAUGCAUUUUCAGUGGGAAGGGCACUAAUAGUUCCUUAAGGAAAAAAAAAUUUAAACUUCUUUUGAAGUUAAUCUUGUAAUCAGUGCUAUGCAAGGGAGGGAUACGUAAUGCUACAGAAUGACAUGAACCUUUAAAAAACUAAUAGAAUCCCUCCCCAAAUCCAAACACUAUCAAAAUUUAAAAUUUCAGUAAUAUAAAGCCUAAAAUAAAACCUGUUACUGAAUUUGGCUUUUUUAAAUCUUUUCUCCCUGCUGCCAUAAAGACCUGGCAUAUUAUGCUGGCACUGCACAGGAGUAAACUACACUGUAUACUUGAUCUGAAUCACUACACAACUCUGUGUACGUUGCUCACUUCUUGAUACCCAGGAAACAGUUCUACACAUAUGAAGCAUUGUUAGGGCUAACUAUGCAAAUUCCAAAAUUAGAGUUAUGUGUGUAUAAUGUUUGAAUCCAAUUACUGUGAUUUAGUCAAUCCUGUGUUCAUCCAAAAGUUAUCUGGAAUCAUGCUGCCUCAACUUGAAGAGAUCUGGCUUAAUAUGUAUAAAGGUAUAACAGUCAUUUUAUUAUAUUUCUAAAUAGAUGACUUAUAAAAAUAAAAUUAAGGCUUUGAAACAAA
Messenger RNA from Oryctolagus cuniculus (rabbit), 2555 nucleotides. It is a transcript of the gene C5H6orf120, whose product is annotated as chromosome 5 C6orf120 homolog. Lineage: Eukaryota; Metazoa; Chordata; Mammalia; Lagomorpha; Leporidae. The record is from RefSeq and is a predicted model, not a curated record.